AUGGCGGUCAACUUCGCGCCCUAUCAAAGCUCACCUCCGGAAUCAGAACGCGCGCGGUCACCCCCUUUGCGCUCACCGAAUGCCUCGCCGAGACCUCAACGAACACGCCCGCAGCAAAACCUCUCCUCCAUAGCAGACCAAGAAGAUCCUUGGGCGGCCGCGCGCAAUCAGCGCUUACCUUCGCCAUCUCAAUAUGCAGCAGACGAUGAAGGGUACACCGAUCUGGAGGGCGCGUCUCGAGAGCCCCUCAAUGACUAUUUCGGUCGGGAAGGUCCUGUCUUUGAAACGAGCUUAGGUUUACCGUUGCGGAUCGAAGCAUGUCUGGCAUAUCUUGUUAUACCGCCAGCUGGAGGAAUUAUCCUCUUGCUGUUUGAACACAAAAGUGACUAUGUCCGCUAUCAUGCCUGGCAAAGCUCCUUACUUUUCAGCGCCAUCGUCUUGCUGCACAUAAUCUUCUCAUGGUCAUCAGUCAUUAGCUACAUGCUUCUUGUCUGCGAUCUAAGUUUGAUACUGUUCCUCACUUAUGGAGCAUACCGCAAUGCAGAGACUCUGGACCGUGUUGAGAUACCCCUGGUUGGACGAUUAGCAUCCAGUUUCGUGGACGAAGAAUAG
Molecule: messenger RNA, 612 nt
Organism: Dissoconium aciculare CBS 342.82
Lineage: Eukaryota; Fungi; Ascomycota; Dothideomycetes; Mycosphaerellales; Dissoconiaceae
Exons: 1
Coding region: 1-612 (203 amino acids)
Source: RefSeq, a predicted model, not a curated record